GAAUGAAGGUUAGCUUGAAGAAGCAUUGGCUAGUGAAGCCAGCAGAGCCAACGUGGAAUGGCACUGUCUCCUUAUCAGAGUGUGAUCAAACAUUUUCUUUAGUUCACGUACCAACCAUAUAUUACUAUAGGCUUUGCCAUGAUUGUGAUACAUCAAUCAUCAAGACCUCACUGAGCAAAGCACUAGUACACUUCUAUCCACUAGCUGGCCGUUUGCGUUGGAUCGAAGGGUCUCGCCUCGAGCUCGACUGUGAUGCCUCGGGAGUCGUGCUCAUGGAAGCUGAAACUAAUGCCAAGCUAGAUGAUCUAGGAGAUUUCUCGCUUUCUCCCGAUUAUAGUAUUAGCUUGUUUCCUCGUGUAGAUUACACGAUCCCGAUUGAUGAACUCCCUUUGUUGUUUGUGCAGCUUACUAAGUUCCAGUGUGGUGGCAUUGCUCUCAGUUUUGCAAUCUCACAUGCUGUGGUUGAUGGCCAAAGUGCUCUCUGUUUCUUAUUCGAAUGGGCCAGGCUUGCUCUUGGAGAGCCAUUGAUGUCUGCUCCGGUUCAUGACCGGAAAGUUCUCCGAGCCGGGGAACCUGCCAUCAGACCUCCAACUUUUGAGCAUUUACAGUUUAAUCCACCACCACUUUUAAUAGGCAAGUCUAGCACUGAAUACGAGAAGAAAAAUGUAACGAAAGGGUCUAUGCUAAAACUUACUAAAAACCAAGUUGAAAUGUUGAGAAAAAAAGCGAACCAAGGAAGAAACUUAGAGGAUAAUAAAGAGCGUAGUUACACACGUUAUGAAGUGGUGACUGCUCAUAUAUGGAGAUGUGCAUGCAAGGCAAGAGGUCAUAAAUUUGAGAAGCCUACUAAUUUAUCCAUUUGUAUUGACAUACGCAACAGAAUGAACCCACCUUUGCCUAAACCUUACUUUGGCAAUGCCAUCAUUGAUGUCGUCGCCACCGGGGUCUCGGGCGACAUCGCCUCGGGACCAUUAGAGUGUGCUGCUAGAAGGGUUAGAACAGCCAUUGAAAUGGUAACAAGUGAUUACAUAAAUUCGGUGAUCAAUUUCUUGAAAAAACAGGAGGAUUUAUCAAAAUAUCAAGACAUUCAUGCAAUCAGAAGCGAGGAUGGGCCUUCCUAUGACAACCCUAAUCUUGCGGUGACAAGCUGGAUAAGUUUGCCACUGUUAGGGUUGGAUUUUGGGUGGGGAAAGGAGAUAUAUAUGAGCCCUGGAAUUGAGUAUGAUGGUGACUGCGUGAUACUCCCAGGGAAUGAAGGGCAUGGAUCUUUGAUUGUUGCAAUUGGUCUUCAAGCUGAUCACGGGGAAGCUUUCAAGAAAUUCUUUUAUGAAGACAUCAAAUGUUGA
Molecule: messenger RNA, 1346 nt
Organism: Lycium ferocissimum
Lineage: Eukaryota; Viridiplantae; Streptophyta; Magnoliopsida; Solanales; Solanaceae
Product: spermidine hydroxycinnamoyl transferase-like
Exons: 1
Coding region: 3-1346 (447 amino acids)
Molecular function (GO): acyltransferase activity, transferring groups other than amino-acyl groups
Source: RefSeq, a predicted model, not a curated record